Mangifera indica (mango) is the source of this 6120-nucleotide messenger RNA. RefSeq names its product nuclear pore complex protein NUP205. Lineage: Eukaryota; Viridiplantae; Streptophyta; Magnoliopsida; Sapindales; Anacardiaceae. The record is from RefSeq and is a predicted model, not a curated record. The transcript is spliced from 45 exons. Gene Ontology annotation, cellular component: nuclear pore. Bases 158 to 5797 code for a protein of 1879 amino acids.
AGAAUUGAAAUUGGCUUAUAAUUAGGGCUUAUACAGGGUUUUACACAACUCUACGCUCCCCGCACAUUUCCCGCCCAUUUUGUCCCCCAAUUCUCCAGUGUCUAUGAUUUCUUCUUUUCCUUAGGGUUUCAGUUCGUUGAGUACCAGAAAUUAACAAAUGGUGUCCCCUAAGCAACUCCUCUCUAUCAUUGAAUCCACUCUCCUCGGCGCUUCACCUCCAUCGCCAACCCAGCGGAUCGAGCUCAUUCACGCCCUUCGCAACGCUUUACCAUCUUUCCAGUCCCUUCUCUCUUAUCCGCCGCCGAAGCCUUCGGACCGAGCGCAGUUACAGUUUAGAGAAGUUAGACUUCCGGAUUCGCCACCAAUAUCCCUUGACGAUCAGGAUGUUCAGAUUGCAUCAAAAUUGAGUGAUGACCUGCAUCUCAAUGAAAUAGAUUGUGUUCGUUUGCUUGUUUCUGCGAAUCAAGAGUGGGGUUUUAUGGGACGAGGGCCAUUGGAAGUUCUACGCCUUGCAUCAGGACUCUGGUACACUGAGAGACGAGAUCUGAUAACUGCACUCUAUGUACUACUAAGGGCUGUUGUGCUUGAUCAGGGACUUGAAGAAGAUAUUGUGGCUGAAAUUCUAAACUUUCUUGAAAAUCUUAUCAAUGCUGGGCUUAGACAGCGGUUGAUUUUCCUUAUCAAGGAACUCAAUCGGGAAGAACCUGCUGGUUUAGGUGGGCCCCUCUGUGAGCGCUAUGUUCUUGAUUCUAGAGGUGCUCUUGUUGAGCGGAGAGCUGUGGUUUGUAGGGAAAGGCUAAUUCUGGGACAUUGUCUUGUCCUUUCUGUUUUAGUUGUGCGACCAAAUCAAAAAGAUGUAAAGGAUGCCUUCUCUGCUUUAAAAGACAGUGCUGCAGAACUUAAUGAGAGCAAUGACACCUUAAAGCAUCAGAUUACCUUUAGUCUUCUCUUCUCUCUUGUCAUCACUUUGAUAUCAGAUGCUCUCAGUGCAGUUCCUGAUAGAUUAUCUCUUCUGUCUUGUGAUGCUUCUUUUAGGAAAGAAUUUCAUGAAAUUUUGAUGGCUGCGGGAAGUGAUCCAAUUGUGGAGAGUUUUGUUGGCUGCGUAAGGCUAGCUUGGGUAGUACAUUUGAUGUUGACUAAUGAUGACAAUGCUGCAAGGGACACAGUUUCAAGUGUCUCAUCUAAUGACUUGGUUCCUAUAAGGUCUUCUCUGGAAACUGUUUUCUCAAAUAACAUUUUCCAGUUCUUUCUGGAUAAAGUUCUUCGAACUGCAGCCUAUCAGAAUGAUGAUGAAGACAUUGUCUAUAUGUAUAAUGCGUAUUUGCACAAGCUGAUUACUUGUUUCCUAUCUCAUCCACUUGCCAGGGACAAGGUUAAGGAAUCAAAGGAGAAAGCUAUGACUGUGCUUAAUUCAUAUCGAAUAGCUGGAUCACAUGAUGUUCAUGAUAGCAAUGUACUUUCUCAACAGGCUAUUGAAACAGGCGCCUUGCCAUUUGUCUCUCUCUUGGAAUUCGUUAGUGAAAUUUAUCAGAAGGAACCGGAGCUGGUUUCUGGGAAUGAUGUCCUGUGGACAUUUGUGAUUUUUGCUGGAGAGGAUCAUACAAAUUUUCAAACACUGGUGGCUUUCUUAAAAAUGCUGAGUACCUUGGCUUCAAGUCAAGAAGGUGCAUCAAAGGUUUAUGAAUUACUCCAGGGAAAGUCAUUCCGCUCUGUUGGGUGGAGAACUUUGUUUGAUUGCUUGUCAAUUUAUGAUGAAAAGUUCAAACAGUCCCUUCAAACUUCUGGGGCCAUGUUACCAGAGUUUCAGGAAGGGGAUGCAAAAGCACUUGUUGCAUAUUUGAAUGUCCUUCAGAAGGUUAUGGAAAAUGGAAAUCCUGUUGAAAGGAAGAACUGGUUUCUUGAUAUUGAACCACUAUUUAAGCUUCUUAGUUAUGAAAAUGUGCCUCCAUAUUUGAAGGGUGCUCUACGGAAUGCAAUAGCUGCGUUUGUACAUGUUUCUCCAGUUCAAAAGGAUGCUAUUUGGAGCUACCUUGAACGUUAUGAUCUACCUGUGGUCGUUGGAACGAAUGUCGGGAACUCUGCACAGCCAAUGCCUGGGCAGGUUUAUGAUAUGCAAUUUGAGCUGAAUGAAAUAGAAUCAAGGAGAGAGCAGUAUCCUUCAACGAUAUCUUUCCUUAAUCUCUUAAAUGUACUAAUCGCUGAAGAGAAAGAUGUGAGCGACAGAGGGCGUAGAUUUGUUGGCAUCUUCAGGUUCAUAUAUGAUCAUGUAUUUGGGCCAUUCCCGCAAAGAGCAUAUGCAGAUCCUUGUGAGAGAUGGCAACUGGUUGUUGCUUGUCUUAAGCAUUUUCAUAUGGUGCUGAACAUGUAUGACAUUCAAGAGGAGGAUAUUGAUAGUGUUGUUGAACAAUCGUCAGCUAUAAUGCAGCCAUCUUCGCUUCAGAUGCAGCUCCCUGUGUUAGAGUUGCUAAAAGAUUUCAUGAGUGGCAAAACUAUUUUCCGUAAUAUUAUGGGUAUUCUACAAACUGGAGUCAAUUCAGUAAUUACUGAACGGACUAAUCAAGCAUACGGGCCACUUUUAGAAAAGGCUGUGCAACUGUCUUUGGAAAUUAUUAUCCUUGUCUUUGAGAAGGAUUUACUUGUGUCCGAUUUCUGGCGUCCUUUAUACCAGCCUUUGGAUGUUAUACUCUCUCAAGAUCAUAAUCAAAUUGUAGCUUUGUUGGAGUAUGUAAGAUAUGGUUUUUCACCAAAAAUUCAGCAGUGCUCCAUCAAAAUCAUGAGUGUACUGAGUUCUCGCAUGGUUGGGCUAGUACAAUUACUGCUAAAAUACAAUGCAGCAAGCAGUUUGGUGGAGGAUUAUGCAGCCUGCCUUGAGUUAAGAUCUGAAGAGAGUCAAAUUGUAGAGAACAGUGGUGAGGAUCCAGGGGUUCUCAUAAUGCAGCUUCUCAUUGAUAACGUCAGUAGGCCGGCUCCAAAUAUUACACAUUUACUGCUCAAAUUUGAUCUUGAUACACCUAUUGAACGGACUCUCUUGCAGCCAAAGUUUCAUUACAGUUGCUUGAAGAUUAUCCUUGAAAUAUUGGACAAGCUUUCAAAACCAGAUGUGAAUGCAUUACUUCAUGAAUUUGGUUUUCAGCUGCUCUAUGACUUGUGCUUGGAUCCAUUAACAUGUGCUCCUACCAUGGAUAUGUUGAGUAAUAGAAAGUAUCAGUUUUUUGUUAAGCACCUUGAUACUGUCGGUGUAGCUUCACUCCCUAAACGAAAUAGUAACCAGGCGCUUCGCAUCAGUUCCCUCCAUCAGAGAGCAUGGCUACUAAAGCUUUUAGCGAUUGAACUGCAUGCUGGUUAUGGGAGUAGCUCUUCUCACCAAGAGACAUGCCAGAUCAUCCUUGCUCAUCUAUUUGGGCUGGACUUUAUUGAUGAUAAGGCUGAUCAUGCUAUCUCUUCCCCUUUCCCAAAUCCUAGUGGAACCAGAACCAUCAGUAAGAGCAAGGUUUUAGAGUUGCUUGAAGUUGUCCAAUUCAGAUCUCCAGAUACUGCUGUGAAGCUUUCACAGAUUGUUUCCAGUGCAAAAUAUGAUUCGCUGGCAGAAGACAUACUUGAGAAUCCAGCAACUUCGGAAAAGGGUGGUAUCUACUACUAUUCGGAGCGGGGCGAUCGUCUGAUUGACCUUGCUUCAUUCAGUGACAAAUUAUGGAAGAAAUUCAAUUCUGUUUAUCCCCAGUUGAGUAACUUUGGCAGUGAAGGAGAGCUAAAUGAUGUUAGGGAGACAAUUCAACAGUUGUUGAGAUGGGGAUGGAAGUACAACAAGAACCUGGAGGAACAAGCUGCCCAACUUCAUAUGUUAAUAGGAUGGUCUCAGAUUGUUGAGGUCUCUGUAUCUAGACGGAUAUCUUUGCUUGGAAGCAGAUCUGAAAUCUUAUAUCAAAUUCUUGAUUCAUCCCUUGGUGCUUCUGCUUCUCCGGACUGUUCAUUAAGGAUGGCAUUUAUAUCGUGCCAGGUUGCCCUUACAUGCAUGGCUAAACUCCGUGAUGAAAGGUUUUUAAGCCCAAGUGGAUUAAAUGCUGACAGUGUUACAUUUCUUGAUGUUAUCAUGGUGAAACAAUUGUCAAAUGGUGCUUGUCACUCUCUUUUGUUUAAGCUAAUCAUGUCAAUUUUGAGGCAUGAAUCGUCUGAAGCCUUGAGGAGACGCCAAUAUGCCUUGCUUCUUAGCUAUUUCCAGUAUUGUCAACACAUGCUUGCUCCAGAUGUUCCAACAACAGUUUUGCAGUUUUUGUUACUUGAUGAACAAGAUGGUGAAGAUCUGGAUCUCCAGAAGAUUGAUAAAGAACAAGCUGAACUAGCUCAUGCCAAUUUCUCUAUAUUAAGGAAAGAGGCUCAAGCCAUCUUGGAUUUGGUAAUAAAAGAUGCAACUCAAGGCAGUGAACCUGGGAAGACAAUCUCUCUCUAUGUUCUGGAUGCACUGAUUUGUAUUGAUCAUAACAAGUAUUUCUUAAGCCAACUUCAAAGUAGGGGUUUUUUAAGGUCCUGCUUAACAAAUAUCAGUAAUGUUUCCUAUCAGGAUGGCAGGCAUUCUUUAGACUUGUUGCAGCGAGCAUGUACUCUUGAGGCUGAACUUGCAUUGCUUUUGAGAAUCAGUCAGAAGUAUGGGAAAUCUGGUGCCCAGGUUCUAUUUUCAAUGGGAACUCUGGAGCAUAUUUCUUCAUGCAGAGCUGUAAAAUUGCAGGGAAGUUUAAGACGAGUUGACACAAAGCUCCGAAGGGAUUUAGCCAAGGACAUUGACAAGCAACGGAUGAUUGUAACUCCUAUGUUGAGAUUGGUGUUUUCUCUCACGUCAUUGGUUGAUACUUCUGAUUUUUUUGAGGUAAAGAAUAAAAUUGUUCGUGAAGUCAUUGAGUUUGUCAAAGGACAUCAAUUACUAUUUGAUCAAGUUCUUCAAGAAAAUGUUUUUGGGGGUGAUGAAUUGAUAAUGGAGCAGAUUAAUCUUGUUGUUGGUAUACUUACCAAGGUUUGGCCUUAUGAGGAAAAUGAUGAAUAUGGCUUUGUUCAAGGUCUGUUUGCUAUUAUGCAUGUGCUUUUCUCUAGUGAUCUGGAGAGUUCAAUGUACCCUCGAUCAGUUAGAGCUCCUGAGGAUCAGAGGAGGUCAGAGUUGAACACAUUUCGGUUAUGCUUCAGUCUAAGCUCCUAUUUAUAUUUUCUGGUGACAAAGAAAUCACUAAGGUUGCAGGUUUCAGAUGGUGCUGGUGAUUACAAUGCCCAUUCUGGACUGCAACAGCCCACAUUGAAUUCGCUUGGUUCUCUUCUUAAUUAUGUGACAACUGUUCUAGAAAGAGCCGCUGAAGAAAAAUCUUUACUGCUUAAUAAGAUUCGGGACAUAAAUGAACUAUCAAGACAGGAGGUAGACGAAGUUAUUAAUAUGUGCGUCCGACAAGAUUAUGCUUCAUCAUCUGAUGACAUACAGAAAAGGAGAUAUGUUGCAAUGGUGGAAAUGUGCCAGUUUGUUGGUAAUAGGGAUCAGCUAAUCACCUUAUUACUCCCUCUUGUGGAGCAUAUAUUGAAUAUCAUUCACAUCCAUUUUCAGGACAGUUCUGUUGUAUCUGAUAGCAGUGGAACUAUGAAAAUGAUAACAUACGGUGCCAAGUCUGACUUGGGACAGGACAUUAGUAUGUUCUGUGGAAAGUUAAUUCCAACCUUAGAACGGCUUGAAUUACUUAGUGAGGAUAAAGUUGGCCACAAUGUUAAGGUAUUCCGCAGAGUAGUUACUUCACUUAAGGAAAUCACCAUACAAAAGUUGACAUGAUGAAAGUAGCAAGCAAUGUAGAAUUUAUCAAGGGUAUGUAAUAAUCCUACCUCUAUAAUGUGAUCUGUAAUUUACUUUUUCAGUUUUAUAGAUUCAAUUUCCUGCAUUUUACAAGCAGGAUUUUUUUUUUUUAUUAAUCAUUUCUCUGCCAUCUCUUUGAUUUGGUCAUUGUAAUAUGGAUGGGAUGUGUAUGAUAGUGCACAUCUAUGAAUUUUUAAGAAAUUGUUGCACGUUGCAGAGCCAGAGGCAAAGAUGUAUUGAUAUUCAAUAUCUAUGUAGGCUUCAUGAUUUAAGAGUUACCUGAACCGUGAGAACAUUGAUGA